Messenger RNA from Nycticebus coucang (slow loris), 6920 nucleotides. It is a transcript of the gene KLHL3, whose product is annotated as kelch like family member 3. Lineage: Eukaryota; Metazoa; Chordata; Mammalia; Primates; Lorisidae. Gene Ontology annotation, cellular component: cytosol. Gene Ontology annotation, biological process: renal sodium ion absorption; monoatomic ion homeostasis; protein K48-linked ubiquitination. The record is from RefSeq and is a predicted model, not a curated record. The transcript has 16 exons. Bases 473 to 2287 code for a protein of 604 amino acids. Gene Ontology annotation, molecular function: protein binding.
AGUAUUUCUCAGGCUAGUGAGGAAAUACCUGAUUCUUUGCAGCCCAGACAGAGGAGGCAGGAGCCCCUGGGAUGGGCUAGUUGCCUCAGCUGGGGAUGCCUCUGCAGAUGCAGGGGCAGCUGGAAAGGUGGCACUGCACUUGAGUUGCUGGAGCUGCCACUGUUCCUAGGAGACCGAGGAGCAGCAAGCCUGCGGGGGAGGGGAGCAAGUGGGUUGCUGCUUUUAGAAGCUGAAAGGGCUGCAGGGAGCUCUGGGUAAGACAUUUUCUGCUGUCGCUGUUUCUGCGGUAGAAGCUGCCGCGAGUAAGUCAGAGGAAGGAGGAUCGAGAGGGAGGAGGCUUCAGUUGCAGCCAUGCUGAAUCACUGUUGCUGAUCAGAUCUCCCGCUAGUCUGCUGGGAGAACCAAGAACAGAGCUAGGAUUCCUGGGUGCGGGCACAGUUCAGUGGCUAACACCCCAGCUGGGCCUCACACAAUGGAGGGUGAAAGCAUCAAGCUGAGCUCCCAGCCCCGGACACAGGCUGGGGAUGAUGAGAAGAACCAGAGGACAAUCAUCGUCAACCCUGCCCACAUGGGAAAGGCGUUCAAAGUUAUGAAUGAACUGAGGAGUAAACAGCUGUUGUGUGACGUGAUGAUUGUGGCAGAAGAUGUCGAGAUAGAAGCCCACCGUGUGGUCCUGGCAGCCUGCAGCCCCUACUUCUGUGCAAUGUUCACAGGUGACAUGUCUGAGAGUAAAGCCAAGAAGAUCGAAAUUAAGGAUGUGGAUGGGCAGACACUGAGUAAGCUGAUUGACUAUAUCUAUACAGCCGAAAUUGAGGUGACUGAAGAGAAUGUUCAGGUGCUGCUCCCAGCAGCCAGCUUGCUGCAGCUCAUGGAUGUUCGGCAGAACUGCUGUGAUUUCCUACAGUCUCAGUUGCAUCCCACCAAUUGCCUGGGUAUCCGCGCUUUUGCAGAUGUGCACACCUGCACUGACCUCCUGCAGCAGGCCAAUGCCUAUGCAGAGCAGCACUUUCCAGAGGUGAUGCUGGGGGAAGAAUUUCUUAGCCUAAGUCUGGACCAGGUAUGCAGCUUGAUAUCCAGUGAUAAGCUGACCGUUUCUUCGGAAGAGAAGGUGUUUGAAGCUGUGAUUUCGUGGAUCAAUUAUGAGAAAGAAACCCGUUUAGAGCACAUGGCAAAGCUGAUGGAACAUGUUCGACUCCCUCUCUUACCUAGGGAUUACCUAGUCCAGACGGUUGAAGAAGAAGCUUUGAUAAAGAAUAACAACACCUGUAAGGACUUCCUCAUCGAGGCCAUGAAAUACCACCUGCUUCCUCUGGAUCAGAGGCUCUUGAUUAAGAACCCAAGGACCAAGCCCAGGACUCCAGUCAGCCUUCCCAAGGUAAUGAUUGUGGUUGGUGGCCAAGCACCCAAGGCAAUCCGCAGUGUGGAGUGCUAUGAUUUUGAGGAGGACCGCUGGGAUCAGAUCGCUGAGCUCCCGUCCCGGAGAUGCAGAGCAGGUGUGGUGUUCAUGGCUGGCCAUGUGUAUGCUGUGGGCGGGUUUAACGGCUCACUGCGGGUACGGACAGUGGAUGUGUACGAUGGUGUGAAGGACCAGUGGACGUCCAUCGCAAGCAUGCAGGAACGCCGGAGCACGCUUGGCGCAGCGGUGCUCAACGACCUGCUCUAUGCGGUGGGAGGAUUUGAUGGCAGUACUGGCCUAGCAUCGGUGGAAGCCUACAGUUACAAGACCAACGAGUGGUUCUUUGUGGCCCCAAUGAACACACGGAGGAGCAGCGUGGGUGUGGGCGUUGUGGAGGGGAAGCUAUAUGCUGUUGGGGGUUACGAUGGGGCUUCCCGCCAGUGUCUGAGCACCGUGGAGCAGUACAACCCAGCGACCAAUGAGUGGAUAUACGUGGCAGACAUGAGCACUCGCCGUAGUGGUGCAGGAGUUGGAGUGCUCAAUGGACAGCUGUAUGCCACAGGUGGGCAUGAUGGGCCUUUGGUGAGGAAGAGUGUUGAGGUUUACGACCCUGGGACAAACGCCUGGAAGCAAGUGGCCGACAUGAACAUGUGCCGGCGCAAUGCAGGGGUGUGUGCAGUGAAUGGGCUCCUGUAUGUGGUUGGAGGGGAUGAUGGAUCUUGCAACUUGGCUUCGGUGGAGUACUACAAUCCCAUCACCGACAAAUGGACACUACUUCCAACCAACAUGAGCACAGGGCGGAGCUAUGCAGGAGCAGGUGGGAAGGAGAUGAGCAAAUGUGCAAUUUUGGGUUCAGAUGUGUUGACUGAGUCUAUUAUCUUAAAAAUCUAAGGAAAUGCUCCAAAUGCAAGGAUUUAUGGACAAAGGUGUUGCUGUGAUUCACAAGUCCUUAUGACCCAAACACCCAUGGCCAGGAGGUGGAGGAAGGAGCAGGUACUGCCUGUGACUCAGAACAGUGGGGCCUCCGUGGCUGGAUUCACCUCACCUGGGAGGUCUGAGGUGGUACGAGAGCCACUCUCCUCUGACUUGGCAGAAUGGUAUCAUCUGUCACAGUGUGGACAUGGGUGACUGCUGGUGACCCACCCUUCUGCUCCUCUGAGGCACUCUAGCCUGAGCAGUGGAGUUCUUGAUAACUCCAAGCAGCAGCUUUGGGCUGUUUUUGGUGUUUCUAUAGGGACAACAGAGAACCCGGAACAUGGUGUGUGUGCACUUGUGUGUGUGUGUGUGUGUGUGUGUGUGUGAUGUGUGUGUGUAGAACAUGUUUCACUACGUUCAGGGUGAAGCAUGUGACAGUCCACUGGAUUUCUUUACUACUGAUUCUUUCACUAUGCUAAAAAUCAAAUCACAAACACAUCUCUUCUGGAUUUGUCUCAUGGGGACCCUGCAACUACUAAAGCUGCUGUCUUCUGAAGGUCCAGCUAGACGGUCUGAGAAUGUCCAGAAAUAACUGAUGAGAAGAGCAGUUUAUUUACCCAGGCCUGCUCAUAUGACUUGACUACUGUAACUUUGCAGAAGAGCUGGGACCUUCCUGAAGCUCCACUAUGCUGUCCAUGUCCUGGACUAGGGGACAGAGGGUUCCCUGUGCUCCUCGGCUGGCUGUUCUUCCCUGGGCUCUCCUCCAGGAAGCAGAUGAGAACUGCCUGGUCUUCAGGCCUGGGCCACUGCUUUCUGAUGUCAUGGAUUCCAGGUUUGGGAGAUUUUGUGUCUUUUUAGCUGGGAAAACAGGAAAGCCCUAGGUAACACACUGGAAAAAAAAUACACAAGAAAAAAACCUAAAGUGGUAAGGAUUCAAGUCCCUGCCCAUAUGGUCUCAGAGAAGGAUCCAACUUCCAAGUUUUCCCAAGACAAGACAGUCCCUGCUCAUAAGUGUUAUUCGGUCCUAAUUAUUCACAGUGCCCCAUUUUCCUUUUAAGAGUGUUCUGGUUUGGAGGAUAAAUAAAAGGUCACCCUCCCUCCAAACCCAAAGAUAGGUUUAUCCCUCUGUUGGAUGGGAUUGUAUAUGAUUCAGAUGGACGCGGAUGCCUUUAAAGGAAUACACUGGCUGGGACUGGCCCUUGGCACUUUGUGAUGUUGGUCAAGUCCGUCUGAUGUCCUUGUGUUCCUUUUUAUGUGUUUCCCCCCCUUCCAGGGUCUAUACCCUCUCCCAGUCCUCAGGAUCCCCACUUUCCCUGUGGCUUAGGAGAUGGCAGGGGACCUAGAUUUGAAAUCUCUCCCAAGAGGUACUUGUAUUUUAGAAGAAGAGCUUGAUGAGAGCUCUGCUAACUCACAGGCAAAAAUUAUUAAUGAUAGAACUUCAAGUACCAAGGGGUAGGUAUUUGAGGGUGCAUGGAGUCAUUUGAUUAAAAAAAAAAAAAGAACCUUAAAGCUAUAAUGCUCCUAAACUAGCAAAUUGCUUAUGUUGGAAUUUCCAGCAUAGGAAAGGAAGUCUUAUGUCUGGAGAACAGUCUCAAAACUUGGCGGCUGGGGGUUUAAUUUUCCUGAUGUCAAAGUCUACCCAGGGGAAGCCAAAGAGCUUCAUAAACCCUGAUAUUGGACUCUAGAUACACCUGGGAUACUUCUGAGCAGAUACUGCAGGAGAUCGGCACCCCUAAUCCCUGCAGUUAGAAACCUUGGAAUCUCCCCAGUUGGUUGGCCAUCUUGUGUAUUUACUAUAUAAAUAUUAUGUACUAAACAUGCAACUUUCCUGAAGACAAAACUUCUCUUUUCAAUGUUAAGCAGAUGUUACUUUAAUAAGACAUCUGAAGAGCAAAAAGGCACCCAGAAUUUUUAGAAACUUUUGGAAAAGGCUAAAAUAUACAGUUUUGGUGGACCUGGAAGAAAUGUCUCCAGAGGAAUGAAGGCGUGGCUUUAGUUACAUGCUCCCAUCCCUCUUGGCAGUGGGGGUGACUGUGCUUUCAGAGUUCCGCCCUGCUCUGGGUUGGAAGUUGAUGGAAUAAGAUUUUUGUUCCAAAUAUCCUUUCUCUCUCUCAGAUGAAGUUUUGAGACUUGUUUGGGGGUAUGUGAGGUGGGAUGAAAUUGGAUUUGGGACCCAUGUAUGCUGUUCACACAAGCUCUCAAUUUCAGGUAUUUGUGAUGUUGGUCAAGUCUCUUGCCCGCCCUCACCACUAGGGAGCUGGACUUCCAUGCUUAUGUGGGGGAGACUAUUUUUUAUGCAUCAUCUUCCCAGAAAGGCUCCCUCUCCUGAAAGCUAGCCAGCCAUGUUUUCUGCUUUUGGACUUUUGCUAUUGGUUCCACCUCGUAUCUCCUUCCUAGGAAGCGCUGCCUCUGCUGGUGGUGCUGCUGAGGCCAUGUUCAUUUCAUCCUCACGUGUCCUUUCUCAGGGGGACUAGAACACUGGUAUGUCAUCACCAAAGCCAAUCUGCUCUAGUUGCCCACAGAUGCCAUCCCAAAACUGUUGUCUCUUCACUAGGUACGAUUCUCUCUCCUCAGUAGACACACCAGGCUUAUUUUCACUUUUGUGCUGGUCACCUAGUAGGUGAAACCUCCUCCUGCCCCCAUCGGGUAGCCACUAUUGCUUGGGAAUGCAGCUUUGCUGGUGGCAUAUCUGUAAUCUGAUUGCAGUAGUGAAAUGGAAUUGAGGCCCAAGGUUAGAAGCAGCUUAAACGCCACUUGGAUACUGAUUUGGACAACAUAGAAGUCAGAUUCUGAAUUCCAGAGUUAUUUCUCAUAAGUACCCAAUGGCAUCUCUCAAUCUAAAAAGUUGCAGUAUUAUGCAAAUGAAGUGACCUCAUUUUCUGCUAUGCAAUAAAAAUACUUAAUUCUAUUUCAUGACAAGCCAGUUGCAAUAUCCCCCAAGAAGCUUUUUGAGCUGUCUUACUUUGAUAUCUGUUAUGUAAUGUUUGUAUAUUUCUGAGCCAGAGCCUUUCAAAGGUUGCCUUUUUAUAAAAUUGAAACUAUAGCUUUUAGGCUAAAAUUUUAAUGUAGAUAUUUUUGUAAGAUAACUUUUCAAGGUAUUUGAAUUGCUUUUUAUUGUCCAUGAUAAUGAAAUGCUAUGUUCUAUGUGUCAUUCAUUCUCUAACAUAGUUCACGCCUAUAGCUCUCUUUCCUUUGUUUCUCAUCCUCCAAAGGUAGAUUUUUAGUAGCUCCAAGUAGAUGAGUCUUCUUUUUUAUACUAUAUGCAAAGGAGACUGCUGAAUUUAAAAACACAGUCACUGGUGUUUCUUGUUUCUCGAAUUGCUUGACUCAGUGCUUACCCAUCCAUACUACUUGUCUCUCUAUAUUUUUUGAGUCUGCUUUCUGCAGGGGAGAGGCUGGGUUGGCCCAUCUCCUGGCUGGUGCUAAGCCUUUGCACACUGUGGCAUGAAGAAGCCCCAGGGAAAGGCCUGCCCACUAGCAUAGAGUCCUAGAAUUUUCUAGGUCCAGUAGACCACUCCUCAUUCUCUUCUAUCCCCCUCUUCGGAAGCUUCCAAUAGCUUGAGGCCUUUGCUAGUGGUAGAUGACAUCCCUUUUGGAAGCAUCUUGUGUCUGAACUUUUUAAGCUGGAUCAAUCCUCAUGAUCCUCAUUAGGAAUGUGUUAAGCGUGUGCUUUGCAAAUGCUCAUGCUGCACUUAGAACUUGUUUCUUAAGAGGCAUCUGCACUCCAGGCUCUGUUUUGUGUAUCAGCCAUUAGCCUCAUAUAUUUUUUUUUAAUCUUUAUUUUUAUUAUUGUUGGGACAGGUGCCAUUUAAAUUGCCUCCAUGCUCCCCAUUUGCACCUAGCUGGAUCAAGUUGGGAGGUUAAGCAAAUUCAUAUUCUAGUUAGCUAGAGUUUUUAAGGCUCUAUUUGCCUGGAGAAGCAAGGAGGUUGGAAUGUAUUUUUUUUUUUUUUUCAGUGUUUGCACUAUUUCGAGUCCUACCCCCCUCAUGUUAGCUGUGCUGUGUAUCUACUGACCAAGCAGGAGAGCUGGUAGCACUUCCGACAUUUGGGAAUGGAAGAGACUUCUUCCAUAGUGGAUAAUCACAACCUCAUAGCCCCUGUGCAACUUUUGUGAUGGGACUCAGUGACUCAUGGAUACAGCAUCAGCCAUGUCAGGAAUGCUGGGGACUGUGGCAUUUGCAGAAACAAAUUGCCCUAGUGCUAUGUUUUUGCCUUUGGUUAUGAGAUUAUAAAUUAUCUUUCCCCCUUUUCCGUGGCAAUAAAGGAUCCUUGCUGAACUUCCUGUUUAAUUUUUAUAUGAUGUGUAAAAUACUUGCUUUGAAAGAAAACUCAAGACAUUGAAUGUGUAUGUCUGUGUGGAUACUCUGUCCCUGUGGUUGUCAUAGGCAGUCAGACUUGAUCGUGACACCAGUCCCUUUUGCACAGGUAAGGUCUUUGAUCUGGUGUUUUAUGCAUGGAUGUUAGGGACUGUACAUCUUGUAAAGGAACAGUUGUCACAUGCUUGAUCAGUUACAGUGAUAGCUGAAGGAACAUUUUCUCAAAUGUAUUAUUUUAACAGGAAUCCUGUUCUAGUUUCCCAUCCUUUAAUUUUAAUAAAAGUUGAACUGUG